Molecule: messenger RNA, 1623 nt
Organism: Aspergillus steynii IBT 23096
Lineage: Eukaryota; Fungi; Ascomycota; Eurotiomycetes; Eurotiales; Aspergillaceae
Product: cytochrome P450
Exons: 5
Coding region: 1-1623 (540 amino acids)
Molecular function (GO): steroid hydroxylase activity; oxidoreductase activity, acting on paired donors, with incorporation or reduction of molecular oxygen; iron ion binding
Source: RefSeq, a predicted model, not a curated record
AUGACCAAUGAACAGUGUUUGGAUUGUUUGCUGGCUUCUGUACAGGGGCACGAUGUACCUCAUUCCCUGCCUUACACGAUCCCAUUGCUCAGGAACACCUUUGGCUUCAUAAAUGGGGGGUCGGCAUUCUUCUACAAAGCUGUUAAAUAUUGUGAAGGGCGACGGCCGUUGCGAAUUGAUCUCCUGGCCGACGAGAUAUACCUUGUACAGCAUCCCGGAGAAAUCACACGGAUUUUCAAUACUGCAGGCCUUACCGUCACCAAGGCGUACGCGAUUGCUCUGAAGUACUGCUUUGGAAUGAGUGAUAGAGCUGUCGAGGUCUACCUAUCUGAUACCUCAGGCUCCCGUGAAAGGCCCAUACCCGGCAGCAAUGUACCCGAAACUGCGCGAGUAAGCUACCACACUCACAGGAAUCUGGUAGAAGGUCUACUCGGGGAUGGGCUAGAGCCAACGACAAAGAGAAUUAAAGACGCACUUUUCGCGUCUUUGGGCGGGCUUGCGGAAGGUGCUAACCCUCACUCGGGGGAAUGGGUUUACGGGGAUGAUCUGUCUCAAUUCUUUGAAGAGCAUCUCGGGUCGUCCAUGUUAAGAGGAUUAUUCGGCUCGCUGUUAUUGACCGAUAGCCCGGACUUCACCCGUAAUCUCUGGGAUUAUGAUAAGCGGAUCAUGCAACUUGCGAAAAGGUUGCCUCGCUUUCUAAUUCCCAGGGCUUAUAAACUACGAAAUGAGCUCAUUGCCUCCAUAAUGAGAUGGCAUCAGCUUGCCACCAUUCUCUCAUGGCCUGAGGCAGACGAAGAGAAAGAAAUCUCGUUAUGGGGAUCUACAAUGAUGCGUCGCAGACAUGCGAUGCUGCUGAAGACAGAAGGCCAGGACUUGCGUUCCGUUGCCUCGACUGACUUAGGGCUGAUAUGGGCGAGCGUCACAAAUAUUGUCCCAUCCACCAUGAUCCUAUGUACGCAGAUGUACCGAGAUUUGUCGGUCCUCAAAGAGGUGCGCCAGUCUUGCGGGGGACACGGUGCUCGGCAAAGCCCUCUAGACAUUGACAUCAAGUCCUUGGAGAAGCACCCCAUUCUGCUUUCUCUUUAUGCUGAGUCCUUACGCUUUGGGGUGCAGAUUCACAUACCCCGAUCCUCGCCGCAUAAGGACCUCCAGAUUGGGGGACAGUCGGUCCCCAAGAGGAAAAUGAUUCUUAUCAAUACCUGGCUUUCUCACAUCAAUGAUAGCGUCUGGAACACACGGGAUGGUUUACAUCCUUUAGAUACAUUCUGGCCACGACGAUUUCUUGUCAAUCCUGGAGAUGAUGGCAGUGGUCCGACCAAGAGGCAUAACCCGGGGGUUGAUAGCCAACUCAACACCGAAGCAUCCCGAAAGCCUGUUCCAGAGACGUUCUCUCUCGAAGGGCUUGAUGGAGUCUGGAUCCCCUACGGAGGUGGGCAACAUGCCUGUCCUGGAAGAAUAUUAGCCAAGCGAAUCAUGCUGCUAACUGCCGCCAUGAUCGCCACGAUGUUUGACAUCGAGCUAUUAGGUCCGGAAUCUGCCUUGGAAUUUGUCUCUCCACGGUUUGGCUUUGGUGUUAAGAAGCCAGCUAAAAAGGUCCCGUUUCGGAUUCGACGGCGGAGGUGA